AUGGCACACAUCUCCCUUCUUCUCACUCUCUUCUUCUUCUCCACACUCCCACCACUCUCUCUCUCCAAACCCGACACGACAGCCACUACUCUCUCUCUCCUCAUGACCAUCAAAUCCUCCUUAGACCCUCUAAACCAGGUUCUUACAUCAUGGCACCCCCGAGCUCCUCCAUGCAGCAGCACCGCCGGCGGCUUUGAAGGGGUAGCCUGCGACGUCGGUGGCCACGUGGUCAACAUCUCGCUUCAGGGAAAGGGGCUUUCCGGCGAGAUACCGCCGGAGAUCGGCCGCCUCAGUGGCUUGACCGGCCUGUACCUGCAUUUCAACAAGCUUCAGGGGGUUGUACCCAAGGAGAUUGCGAAUCUCACCGACCUCACCGAUUUGUACCUCGACGUUAACGAUCUUUCUGGUCAAAUUCCCCCUGAGAUUGGUCAAAUGCCCAAUCUUCAAGUGCUGCAACUCGGUUACAACAGAUUGAAUGGAAGCAUUCCCACAAAUCUUGGCCAUCUCAAGAAGCUCACUGUUCUUUCAUUACAGUCGAACCAGUUGACCGGCGCAAUCCCGGCGAGCCUUGGUGAUUUGGACAGCUUAACAAGGUUGGAUUUGAGCUUCAACACCCUUUUUGGCUCAAUCCCAUCAAAAUUGGCUGAUCUACCUCUGCUCAAGGUUCUCGACGUCCGUAACAACACACUCUCCGGCGACGUUCCUCUUGUUCUGCAGAGACUGAAUGAAGGUUUCCAGUUCGCUAAUAACACGGGAUUAUGCGGAAACGCAUUUCCUUCUCUGCAAAACUGCACUCUCUCUAAUCAGGACAUGACCAAACCUGAAUCUUCCGGGCCUUACCUGGGCCGUCUGCCCUCUAAACAAAUUCCCGAGUCGGCGAACAUAUCAAACGCUCUCAACGGGGCCAAGAAACCCAAAUUGGGACCCACAUCAGUACACUUAAUAUCUGUGCUGAUUAUAGUUCUCAUCCUCGCCGGGCUUUUCGCGUUUUUAUACUACCGUCGUUCGAAGCAAAAGGUUGGGUGUGCAUCCGAAACCGGUGUCAAUCGGCCGAGCGUAGAUAAAAACGUGCUGCAGACAAAGGCCAGCCGAAGCUCGUCCCCUCUGGUGGGCCUCGGGUGCUCGAGUGGGUGGGACUUGGUGGCCAAGCGGGAGGACCCGAGCACCUUCUCGCAGGAGGUUCUCGAGAGCUACAUGUACAACCUGGAUGAGGUCGAGAGGGCGACCAGCCACUUCUCGGAUGUGAACUUGUUGGGAAAGAGCGGAUUUUCGGCUAUGUAUAAAGGGAUUCUGCGAGACGGCACUUUGGUUGCUGUCAAGUGCAUCUCCAAGGUCAGUUGCAAUAGUGACGAGGAUAAGUUUUUCAAAGGUCUGAAGCUCUUGACGUCCUUAAGACACGAGAAUCUCGUGAGGCUGAGAGGGUUUUGCUGCUCGAGAGGCAGGGGUGAGUGUUUUCUCAUUUACGAGUUUGUCCCCAAUGGAAACUUGUUGCAGUAUCUUGACUUGAAGGAUGGUAGGAGAAGGGUUGUUCUUGACUGGCCGACCAGGAAGUCUAUAAUCAGAGGAAUAGCACGAGGUAUUGAGUACUUGCAUGGGAACAAGCACGGGAAGCCCACAUUGGUCCACAGGAACAUAUCGGCUGAGAAGAUACUAAUCGAUCAACAAUACAACCCUCACCUCUCGGAUUCGGGCAUUCACAAGCUGCUGGCAGACGACAUAAUCUACUCGGCCCUCAAGACCAGUGCUGCCAUGGGUUACCUGGCUCCAGAGUACACAAGCACUGGCAAAUUCACGGAAAAAAGUGACAUAUACGCAUUCGGGAUGAUCAUAUUCCAAAUCCUGUCGGGCAAAAGUCGAGUCACGCAGCUAAACUGCCAUGGUGCAGAGAUUUCAAGAUUCCAAGACUUUAUCGAUUCAAAUCUUGACGGGAAGUUCGAGGAGUCUGAGGCGGCUAGGCUGGGCGAGGUUGCUCUUUCGUGCACGCACGAAAAUCCCGAUCAGAGGCCUGAUAUCAGGACCUUAAUGGGGGAACUGGAUGAUAUCUGUUCAGAUUCUUCAUGA
Molecule: messenger RNA, 2061 nt
Organism: Striga hermonthica
Lineage: Eukaryota; Viridiplantae; Streptophyta; Magnoliopsida; Lamiales; Orobanchaceae
Source: the annotation of a GenBank genome assembly